UCGAUCCAACACCUGUUACUUCAUAACCCCUCCUCCUGCCAGCUCGCGCAUAUGUUGCCAGGGCAACUGUCAACAAACAUUUCCAAAUUUUCAACAGAUGCUUGCUAAAUUGUGGCCACGUUUUAUCCCCGAUGUGAUUAAAUUUAUAACAAAAAAAUAGCUCGUAUCAUCAGUCUUUGAAACUUGUUUUGAAACAAAACAAAACAAAAAACUAGAAAAGUUAUCUAACUUUUUCAGGCUUAUUCAUUCUCAGUUGCGCUGGACAUCAGUAUCCCAGGAUCAUGAGAGUGGGGUCCAGCUCCGCGACUUCAAGGAGCUCUUUCACCCGUCGGUACCGCACCCGGGCCCCCACCUCUGAGGUGGACGAGAGCCUGUUUGGGAGCGCCACACCGUCAGACAGACGUGGAAACUCAGCCUCCAUGGCCAGGGAUCCGCCCCUAAACAACCAACAAGGAGAGACUCUUCAAAUCAUCACCAAGGACCUCAUUCGCAAUCUCAAAGUCCCAUAUAAGGAUCCUUCUGGAGAGUCCAUCAUUCUACCAUCAGCUGCAUUUGAGCAGAUCACCUCAACAUCCCAGGUUCUCACCAAGGAGGAGAGGGAGGCCUUGAAGGCGGCUUAUCAGAAGAAGAAAGACGAGGAAAUUAAAGCUGCAGAGGACAGGAAGCGUCAAAUCUAUGAGGCAGAUCUGUCCCGUAAGAAGAACCCGGCGCUGACUGAGCUGGAGAUAGAGGCCCGGGACCGAGCGCAGCGCUUGCUGGAGCGGGCCAAUGCCCUCAGGAUGGAGCAAGAGGAGGAGAUUAAAAAGCUCAACAAGCUGAUUCUGGGUGCUCAGUGCCAAGCCACACGCGAUGCCCAGAUCCAAGAGAAGAAACAGAUCCAGACGGAGUUGACAGAGGAGGAGAAGCGUCUGGAUGCCAUGAUGGAGGUGGAGCGCCGCAGGGCCUUGGAGACUGUGGAGCAGAUUGAUGAGCUGCGCAAACAACAGAGGAUCAGUGGAAUGCAGCAAAUUUACAACCAGAUCCAGCAGCGUCGGGAGGACAGGCAACUGCAAGACGAGAUGAAAGAGCAGGAGAGAUACCAGAUCCGAGAGAAUCAGGAGAAAAUGAACCUGGAGGAUCUCCAGGCUGUGGAGAAGAAGAAGGAGGAGCAACAGCGUCUGCAGCAGGAGAUCAUGCGCAUCAACAAUGAGACCUUGAGGGCUAAGGAGCAGAGGAGAGAGGCGGAGAAGCUGGCUGACAAGAGAGACAUGGAAUACAUCAAAAACAAACUGGAGCGGGAGGCAGAACAUGAAGAGCAGCAGAGGCAAAUCAAGAAGGAGAAGGAGUUGGAGAUUGCCAGGCUGAGGGCCCGGCAGGAGAAAGCUAAAGACUACAAGGCAGACCAGGAUGAGCUCCGUGCUCGGAGGAACCAAGAAAUAGCUGACAGAGAAUGGAGGAGAAAAGAGAAGGAGCUGGCUGCCAAGAAGGCGGAGGAGGAAGCGAUGCUGAAGGCAGCUCGCGUGGAGCAGCUUCGCUGCAAAGAGCACUUCCUGUCCAUCGAAGCUGGUAGAGAGAAGGCAGAGUUUGAGAGAGUGCUGAAGGUGCAAAAGGAGACGAUCGUCAAACUGAAAGAGGAGGAGGAAAAGCUGCGUCAGAAGGCGCUCCACCAUUCCGAGGCCAUCAGGCAGCAGGUGAAGGAACGUGAGCUCCUGGCUGUAGCCAAGCGCAGAGAGUUCUUCAAGGAGGCUGAUCAGCUGAGUGAGGAGGCCCGGCAGAGACGUGUGCGCCUUGAUGAGAUCAAAGAGAAGAAGCUCAAGGAGCUCAAGGCUACAGGGCUCUCUGAAAAAUACUGCAGCGAAGUGGAGAGGAAGGCCCGGGCUCUCUGAUGCCCUCACAACUGGAUUCAACCCUCAUCUGACUCAUAUCCACAUUCACAUCAGCACUUAAUGUAACAUGAAUGUAACAUGAACAUGUAUAAGACUGUACCAAUAUGGUUAUAUUUCACUUAAAUGAUUGUUUUAGAAGCUUUUGAUCAUCACUACGUUCACAUUUUGGUGGUUCAUAAUGUUUUAGGAUGAAUCUUGGUGUGCAUAUUGCAAAAAAACAAAAUAAAGUGACUUGUUGAGACAUUAA
Messenger RNA from Thunnus maccoyii (southern bluefin tuna), 2112 nucleotides. It is a transcript of the gene cfap45, whose product is annotated as cilia and flagella associated protein 45. The coding region runs from base 282 to 1865 and encodes 527 amino acids. The record is from RefSeq and is a predicted model, not a curated record. The transcript has 12 exons. NCBI's taxonomy places the organism in Eukaryota, Metazoa, Chordata, Actinopteri, Scombriformes, Scombridae.